AUGAACUUAAAAUUAGAUGAGUUACAAAUUUCAUAUACAAAAAGUUCUGGGCCAGGAGGACAAAAUGUAAACAAAGUAAAUACAAAAGUUGAGAUACGGUUUCACGUGCCAUCUGCAAAAUGGAUUCCAGAACCUCUGAAAGAAAAACUUAAAAUAAAGGAGGCAGGUAGAAUAACAAAGGAUGGCUACUUAGUGGUCACCUCAGACAAAACCAGGAAACAACUUUUGAAUCAAGCGGAUUGUUUUGACAAGAUACGAACCAUUAUAUGGGCUUGCCAGGAGAACACGUACACUCCAUCACAGCAGGAGAUAGAGGAAAUAAAAUCAAGGCAAGAAAAAGCAAAACACGGUAUUCUGAGAGAAAAGCGAGAACAUUCGUUGAAAAAACAAAGCAGGUCGUCUCCUGGCAAUCAUGAUAUCUAA
Molecule: messenger RNA, 423 nt
Organism: Helobdella robusta
Lineage: Eukaryota; Metazoa; Annelida; Clitellata; Rhynchobdellida; Glossiphoniidae
Exons: 4
Coding region: 1-423 (140 amino acids)
Biological process (GO): mitochondrial translational termination
Cellular component (GO): mitochondrial large ribosomal subunit
Molecular function (GO): translation release factor activity
Source: RefSeq, a predicted model, not a curated record